Molecule: messenger RNA, 3310 nt
Organism: Achroia grisella
Lineage: Eukaryota; Metazoa; Arthropoda; Insecta; Lepidoptera; Pyralidae
Gene: DZIP1
Product: cilium assembly protein DZIP1
Exons: 9
Coding region: 11-3310 (1099 amino acids)
Biological process (GO): cilium assembly
Cellular component (GO): ciliary basal body; cytoplasm
Source: RefSeq, a predicted model, not a curated record
UACGUGUAAAAUGGCCACUAAAGCGUCACACGAACUUCAUCAUAACUUUCCUAAGUUGGCAGAGGAAUCUGGUUUCACAUUUAAUAACAUUCGACCCCGUAUGCACAUUGAUUGGAAUAAAAUUAGAUUAAUUGAUAUAGAAUAUUUAAUAAAGGAGAGAAAAUUUUGUCUAAUCGAACAACAUAUGAGUGACAUACUGAACUGCGCAUUGGAAUCUGAAUUCGAUGUUCGUAUCCUCAAUGAAAGCGUACUGAAAAUGUUCCGGCUGGCCCAAUUAGCGGUUGAGUAUCAGCAAUUUUGCCGACACUAUCUCGACCGAAGCGUUUAUGUUCUACGAGAGGAAAUAUCUUCAGUUAUACAGGAGCUUGAUGUAACAAAAAAAGAUCUAAGAGAAAAAGACGAGGAAAUAAGAAAAUUAAAAAGAAAAACGAAACAUACCUAUAGGACGCCGCUUCCCUAUGGAAAUGACAAUAUAGCUAAUAUGAUCCUAAAAACUCUUACAAACAGAAACGAUGUGCUUGCAUCGACUUCUAACGUUGACACCAUGCAAUACAAUAAGUGUGGUUAUUGCGAAAAAGUAUUUCUAAACCAACUUUAUUUAAAAAGCCAUCUAUCCAGGCGGCAUCCAAAUUUAAUAGAUACGCCUGAAAACAAUAAAGCAGGCAACAUUCAAACUACUAUUAAUAACAACGAAAAUACUAAAUUAAGCCAAGAAUUGAUGGAACUUAAAGCUAAAUUAAAGGAAAUGGAAGAUAUUGUUAAAAGUAGUGUCUCGCAUGAAAAUAAAGAAGAGAGCAAAACUACAGAAAUUAAAAAUAAUAAUGACAAAGUUGAAUUGGACAAAAGUGUUUCAAAAAUAAUGAAAGACGCAGAAGUAUCGACCAAUAAUGAAGAUUAUUUGCUAGAUAAAAUAGAAGAAUGGAAAAAAGAAGAACACGAGAAGUAUAAUAAAGAAUUAACACUUUUACGAACUCAAAUUCUAGAAACGAUUACUUCCCUUAAAGAAAAUGAUAGUAAAACAGUUGUACACAGUGAUUCUAGUAUUGUAGAUCAACUACACACCACUAUACGUCAACAAGGUGUUGAAAUCUUAGCUUUAAAACAAGAAUUAAAUGAUUCGAAAUUAAAAGCCGCAAAUGAUUAUUCUCAAAGACUUAAAGAAACGGAAGAACAAGUGAGAUUUUGGGGGAAACGAUCAGAAGAGCAAACUAAACAAUAUGAGUUAUUACUUAAAAAACUAAACGACGUAGCUAAGGAAGCUGAAGAAUCACGCAAUCAGGCAGAACAAGAAAAGGAGAAAGUCGCACAAUUACAAGAAAUUUUAGAGAAUCAAUUACGAAAUAAUGAAAUUACUGAUGACGAACAGAAUUCAAGUGAUAUUGAGGAACAGCCUAAGCAUAACAAUAGAGAUAGUAAUUAUAAAGGAAAUUUAACUAAUGCAUUAGACAAUAUGAGAAAUUCUGUACGAAAAUCUACACCAGUGGCUGAUCGAAAUACGCUAGAAAAACUUCAUUUAAAAGCCAAAGAACUUCUUAGUAUUGCCUCAAUUAGUUCCUCUGAUGUAUCAGCUCCUGAAAUAGCUAAGCCUAUUGUACAAACACAAAAAGUAAUGGACAAAAAACAACGACAGCAAAAGCGUAGAAAAGUUAAGAAUGACUCUAGUAAACAGUAUAUAGACAAAAUAGAGAAGGCUCCAAAAUCAAACAAUAAUCAAAUCCACAGUAUGAAAAAUGGCCCAAAAGAAUCAUUGAAGUUAAAAGAAUUAAAUUCAAGAAAUGAUAAGUUAAAAUCUAGUCCAAUUGUAACAAAUGGUCCUAUUGUUGCUCCAAGAAGUCCAUUAAAAUUAGUGCGUUCAAAAAUAACAGAGGAAGUAAACAAUAGGUUAGUAACAGCAGGAAUGGAUCCUCUCAAGAACAGAUUACCCAAGACUUUAUUCCAAAAACAGAGACUCCAUUUACAACAGCAACAUGAAUUAAAAACUAAGAAAAACCCAAACCAUGACAAUGUAAGACAUACUAUUUUAGCAUAUUUAGACUCAACAGUAAUAAAAAAAGAUAAUCCCGCUCCUCAGGAGUACGUUUCUCCGGAUAAAGUAUCGAAAUUCAUUAGUUUAACAUCUGUAUUAUCCAAUGUAAAAAGUAAAGCUUUAUCAUUAGUGAAAUCAAAUGACAAUCACGUUAAACGCAAAUCAUUGAACGCAGAUAUGGCCAAAAGAGCAAUGUCUUUAUUGAAAACGCCUCCUGGAUCAUUACAUUCCAGUCCUAUAAUUAAACAACAUAGUCCAGUAAAAGAAAUUUCCGAGAAAGGAAGAGAAUUUAACCACCAUCCAAAUCAUAGGAAUAAAAAUAAUAUUGACUCUACGUUAUCUAAAAAUAAAAUAAAGAAACGACAGUUGGUUUCUAAUCCUGCAUUAGACACGUCAAACAGCGAUUCAGGUGAAAACGAUCAUAAAUAUUAUAAAGCGAUUGUUCAGCAAACGUCUAAAAGCGUAGAAAACUUGAUUAAGUCUCCAGCUAGGAAACCUGUGUCUGCUAAUUCUACUAAUUCUGUAAAAAAAUAUGCUUUUGAUAAAGAAGUAAACUUACAUAAUCAAUCAGAACCGAAUCUUUCUAAUUAUCAAACUGAUUUGGCUAAUAAUCAUAUAAACGAUGAAAACCCCAUACAGCAUGACGACAGUAGUGAUGAUGCAGAAUCAUUGAAAAAUAUGCCCCUCGUAAUGGCGAUCUCUGAUGAAAACAUUCACGCUAAUGUGAAACAAACCAAGGGAGUCUUAAAAAAUGCAUCUUCAAUGUCUUCCUUAAACAAAAAGAAAGUAUUAUUCGACAUGGAUGCAAUACAAAUGAAAUCGGUAAGCGCAUCACCAUCACAAAGCAUCACUGAAAAAAGUGACUCCAAUGAAAAAUAUGAACUGGGACUGGUGAAUCUUGACGGCGAAGAGUGGGACAUAUCUAGCAUAGAAAACGAACCACUGAAGACUAGUACCAAAAUCCAAGUAAACACACGAACGAGUCCAAAAAUUGCCGAACUCAAACAGACUAUAGAAUCGCAGUUGGCACGCCGCAAUGAGACUCCAUCUACUGUUCUCGUCGGUGGAAUAGAUGUUUUGUCUGGGCAGAUCAGAAGAGCUUCCAGUGUAGGCGGCAGUAACACCAGUUUGGGCAGUUCUAUUCUUGACGAUUCCGAUAGUGUACCAGCAAUUAACCACAAAGCAUUUGUUAAACCGAAACAUGUUACACAAAAAGAUGAUAGCGAAUUAGAUAUUUCUGAAUUCAGUAUAGAUGGUUUAGGUAAUAAGAAUGAAGCAUUUUAA